Messenger RNA from Diceros bicornis minor, 3132 nucleotides. It is a transcript of the gene CCNF, whose product is annotated as cyclin F. NCBI's taxonomy places the organism in Eukaryota, Metazoa, Chordata, Mammalia, Perissodactyla, Rhinocerotidae. The record is from RefSeq and is a predicted model, not a curated record. Gene Ontology annotation, molecular function: cyclin-dependent protein serine/threonine kinase regulator activity; protein binding. The coding region runs from base 69 to 2525 and encodes 818 amino acids. Gene Ontology annotation, biological process: regulation of cyclin-dependent protein serine/threonine kinase activity; mitotic cell cycle phase transition. Gene Ontology annotation, cellular component: centrosome; cytoplasm; cyclin-dependent protein kinase holoenzyme complex. The transcript is spliced from 17 exons.
GGCUGUUAAGCAUUUCCGUGUCUGUCCUAGAGCAAGGGAAUGAGGGAGACGUAAAAUCUCUGUAAUCUAUGGGACUUGGUCGCCCAGCAUGUACGUUUGGCUUUCGCAGCAGGUUAAUUGCUGAUGGGAAGACCCAGGUGAAGAGCGAGUGGAGGGGGCAAGAAGUCCUGCGGAGCGGGUCAUUGAUCCACUGUAGGUGUGCCAAGUGUUUCUGUUAUCCUAUAAAGCGAAGAAUAAGAAGGAGACCCCGAAACCUAACCAUCUUGAGUCUCCCGGAAGAUGUGCUCUUUCAUAUCCUGAAAUGGCUUUCUGUUGGGGACAUCCUCGCUGUCCGAGCUGUGCACUCCCACCUGAAGUACCUAGUGGACAACCACGCCAGCGUGUGGGCAUGUGCCAGCUUCCAGGAGCUGUGGCCUUCUCCAAAGAACCUGAAGCUCUUUGAAAGGGCUGCUGAAAAGGGAAAUUUUGAAGCUGCUGUGAAGCUGGGCAUAGCCUACCUCUACAAUGAAGGCCUGUCUGUGUCUGAUGAGGCCCGUGCAGAGGUGAAUGGCCUGAAGGCCUCUCACUUCUUCAGUCUCACUGAGCGGCUGAAUGUCAGUGCCGCUCCUUUCAUCUGGCUCUUCAUCCGCCCUCCGUGGUCAGUGUCUGGAAGCUGUUGCAAGGCCGUGGUUCAUGAGAUCCUCCGGGCAGAGUGCCAGCUGCAGAAAACUCACAGAGCAUCUAUACUGCACUGCUUGGGGAGAGUGCUGAGUCUCUUCGAGGAUGAAGAGAAAAAGAAGCAGGCCCGUGACCUGUUUGAAGAGUCUGCUAAUCAGGGAUGUUUGACCAGCUCAUACCUCCUCUGGGAAAGUGAUAGAAAGACGGACAUGUCGGAUCCCGGACGAUGCCUCCACAGCUUCCGGAAACUCAGGGACUAUGCUGCCAAAGGCUGCUGGGAAGCGCAGCUGUCUUUAGCCAAAGCCUGUGCAAAUGCAAACCAGCUUGGGCUAGAGGCAAAAGCUUCCAACGAGAUAGUCUGCCAGCUGUUUCAGGCCUCCCACGCCGUCAGUAAGCAGCAGGUCUUCUCUGUACAGAAGGGACUCAACGACACAAUGAGGUACAUUCUGAUCGACUGGCUGGUAGAAGUCGCCACCAUGAAAGACUUCACGAGCCUGUGCCUUCACCUGACCGUGGAAUGUGUGGACCGGUACCUGCAGAGGAGGCUGGUGCCCCGGUACAGGCUCCAGCUGCUGGGCAUCGCCUGCAUGGUCAUCUGCACCCGGUUCAUCAGCAAAGAGAUCCUGACAAUCCGAGAGGCCGUGUGGCUCACAGACAACACGUACAAGUACGAGGACCUGGUGAGGAUGAUGGGAGAGAUCAUCUCUGCCCUGGAAGGGAAGAUUCGAGUCCCCACUGUGGUCGAUUACAAGGAUGUCCUGCUGACACUGGUCCCCGUGGCACCAAGAACCCAGCACCUGUGUAGCUUCCUCUGCGAGCUCUCCCUGCUGCACACCAGCCUGGCCACCUAUGCCCCGGCCCACCUGGCCGCUGCUGCCCUGCUUCUGGCGAGGCUGACACAUGGGCAGACCCAGCCCUGGACCACUCGGCUAUGGGACCUCACCGGGUUCUCCUGUGAAGACCUCAUACCCUGUGUCCUGAACCUUCAUCAAAAGUGCUUCCACGAUGAUGCCCCCAAGGACUACAGGCAAGUCUCUCUGACUGCUGUGAAGCAGCGAUUUGAGGACAAGCGCUAUGAAGAGAUCAGUCAGGAAGAGGUGCUGAGCUACAGCCAGUUAUGUGCAGCUCUAGGAGUAAAACAAGAGAGCCUAGAACCCACGUCUUUCCUCAGCAGGGGGGAAAUUCACGCCUUCCUCAGCUCUCCCUCUGGAAGGAGAACCAAGCGGAAGCGGGAGAACAGCCUCCAGGAGGACAGGGGCAGCUUUGUCACCACGCCCACCGCAGAGCUGUCCAGCCAGGAGGAAACGCUGCUGGGCAGCUUCCUGGACUGGAGCCUGGACUACUGCUCUGGCUAUGAGGGUGACCAGGAGAGCGAGGGCGAGAAGGAGGGCGAUGUGACAGCUCCCAGCGGCAUCCUCGAUGUCAUGGUGGUCCACCUGAACCCAGAGCAGCACUGCUGCCAGGAAUCGAGUGACGAGGAGGCCUGCCCGGAGGACAAGGGACACCAGAAUCUACACACCUUAGUGCCAGGAACCCAGACGCCUCAGACCCCAGGGCAUGAGCCCUCUCUCUGCAGCAGGAGGGAGCCGGGCAAGGACAUCACGACCUCAGGAUACUCCUCUGUCAGCAGUGCGAGUCCCACAAACUCUGUGGACAGCAGCUCAGGGGGCCCUCCCCGAUCUACCUCAGUGCUGUCCCCAGGCAGUGACUCGAACACACAGCCUUGCCACCAUCACACCAAGAAGUCAUGUUUACAGUGUCGUCCCCCGAGCUUCCCAGAGAACAGUAUUCCCCAGCAACAGGUGAAGAGGAAAAACCUAUCCGCCCACAGCGUGGAGGGGGAGGAGGAGAUGAACUUGGGCUUCUGAAGCUGUGAGUGUGUGAGAGCUUUUCCCACAGUGAAGGUUUGCUGAGGGAGGGCUGCUGUUGUGCAAGUGAGGGGUGGGGGCUUGUAGACCCCUGGGGGCUGUCGCACAGGGAACGGAGAGGAGAACUUGGAGCACUAAGUUUCCUUCUCCAGGGGAGUCAGUCCCGUGUGAGCCAGCAGAAUGUCUAAAUCAGAACAAAAAUCUCAGAUCCUUCUCUUUGGAAAGUUUAGCCUCAAAGUAAUCAUGCCACACCAUGUGGAGCCUAUUUCUCUGUCCUCCUGUGUCCGUACUGUUUUCUCCAGGAAGCUUAAGCCCACAUCCUGAUCUUCCCAGCCCCACUGAGCCCCAUCCCAGGAGCCAACAGCCUUCACUAUUGAGAACACACGUGACCAGGUAGCCUGGCACAGCUUACCCCUCCCUGCAUCUCUCUGAUAUUGGGUUCCAGGGUGAGCUGAUAGCCCUGAGCCCACCACCAUCCCCGAGCCCACCUGCCCGGGCAUCUGCUCCCUUCCUCACUGAGUGGCGGGUCCCAGAGUGAAGAAGCCAAGCCCUGCACAUCAGCGUGGACUGUGUGUGACUGCCAGGUGUGAGGGCCCUGACCUUUUGC